Molecule: messenger RNA, 813 nt
Organism: Aspergillus melleus
Lineage: Eukaryota; Fungi; Ascomycota; Eurotiomycetes; Eurotiales; Aspergillaceae
Exons: 1
Coding region: 1-813 (270 amino acids)
Source: RefSeq, a predicted model, not a curated record
AUGAUGCUCCUAGUUAUCGAAAACUACGACUAUUUUCGGUCUCGGAUCUAUACGCCAGCUGAGUAUGACCGUGAUCAGAACGAAUGCUUCUGGACUUUUGGGGGAAAGAAAGUCCCAUACUCGAACAUCUUUCACUACUUCAGCACCCAGGCACGGGAACAGCGCCUGGUCCAAGAGAAAGCUCGAGACCCCGAGGUCCUUAUAACCUCCAUUCCCCGUUUUAGAAACCUGGAAACCGUGGAAAUGGUCUUCACAGAUGGUAUUCAAUCACCUUUUCGUUGGUUUGCUGGUCGCGUCCUGGACUGUAUGCACGCCCUUACCGAACAUCUGGUGAAAAUGGUAGCAGCCAUGAUGGUUGCCAAACUGGAUGGUGUCACAAUAAGGGCAUUUACAAUAUCUGGGUUUUACUCUCGGCUCGAGCCAGCCGACCCGUUUUUACUGGAUUGGGUGGGUCACGCGCUCAGCCACGUUGAAGAGCUUAAGGCCAUCAAUAGCCCUACAAUCUUGGAGUUACUAGGCCAAGUUUCUCUCCCUUCUCUGCGGCGGUUCGAGCUGGCAAGCUGCUGGCUAUCCUUAGAGAAUCUGGAGGAAUUUGUCCGGAAACAGGCGGCCUCCUUGCGCUUUCUCCACCUAGAAGAUACGUGGUUACUCCACGAGAAGAUCAACGAGGAUGGAAUUUUUCUAUCAAUGGCGAAUGCACAGUCCAUAUUCAAUAAUCUGAAAGUCAUUUGGAAUAUCGGCAUCCUUGACGAGCUCACGAUCAAUCGUCGGCCUGGUGGAUUGUAUGAGGCGCAGGCACGGGCCUGUUCCUAG